Apis mellifera (honey bee) is the source of this 1014-nucleotide messenger RNA. RefSeq lists its product as uncharacterized. Gene Ontology annotation, molecular function: odorant binding; olfactory receptor activity. The record is from RefSeq and is a predicted model, not a curated record. The transcript is spliced from 7 exons. Lineage: Eukaryota; Metazoa; Arthropoda; Insecta; Hymenoptera; Apidae. Gene Ontology annotation, biological process: sensory perception of smell; detection of chemical stimulus involved in sensory perception of smell. Bases 1 to 963 code for a protein of 320 amino acids. Gene Ontology annotation, cellular component: plasma membrane.
AUGUCAUUCAUGAUGUUAAAAGUGGACAUGAGUCUAAUGUUGACUUCAUUAUCCUAUAUCUUGUGUACAUGUAUUUUCAGUAUGAAAUAUUUCAGUUUUUUAUUUCAUAUUAAAGAUGUAAAAGUUCUUUUAGAUGAAAUUAAAAAAGAUUGGAAUUCGUUAAAGAAUAUUGAAGAACUCCAAAUCAUUCAUGAAUACUCUAAAACCACAAAAGGAAUAACAAUAUGUUUCGUUAGAUUAGGAAUUAUAGCUACUGAAACAACAUCUAUGGCUGUAAUGCAACAUCUUUGUGGAUUACUAAAGAUUAUUAGCUUCCGUAUAAGUCAUACAUUUGUUGCAAAUAUACCAAGAGUAUCUUUUACAGAAAGAAAUAUAAUAAUCCGCAAAAAAGUGAUGUCAAUCGUGUAUUUACAUGUAAAAAUCAAAAAUUAUAUCAACUCGAUUCAAGAAAAGAUAAUAAUGUCCUAUAACUUUUUAUUGUUAUUUGGUUUGAUUGAAUUUAGUAUUUCUAUGUAUGAACUUACUAAAUCAAUAAUAUCCAAUAAUACAAAUGAAUUAAUUUCAUCUCUAUUCUUUAUAAUUUGCAUUACUAUUUAUGGAUUUAUUCCCAAUCAUUUUGCGCAAAAGAUAAUCAAUCACAGUUCUAAUAUUUUUAUAGAUGCAUACAACACAGAAUGGUACAAACUCCCAAUAAUAGAACAAAAAUUAUUAUUGUUCAUCAUGCAAAAUAAUUUGAAAAGUUUAAAUUUCGUAUUAUUGGGUUCGAUGGUUGCAUCUUAUGAUGUAUAUACAACGGUAAAGAAAAUGAUUAAAAUAAUAAUAAUUAAUAAUAACAAUAAUCUCAUUGUAUGUAGCCGUUUAUUAAAACAAAAUCAUUUCAGAUAUUACGUACGGCAUUUUCAUAUUUUAUGGUCAUUUAUUCUAUUGAUUCUACUAACUGAAUUUGACAAAACUGAUGAAUAAUCGUAUAAUUGAUUAUAAAUGAAUAUUUGAAAAAAUUUCUCUUAUUCAAGU